Molecule: messenger RNA, 435 nt
Organism: Funneliformis caledonium
Lineage: Eukaryota; Fungi; Glomeromycota; Glomeromycetes; Glomerales; Glomeraceae
Source: the annotation of a GenBank genome assembly
AUGAUUGCGUUAUUCGCGCCUGUAAUUUUGGAUUUGAUCGCAAAUCGAUUGGUACUUGUCUUCACAUAUCCGAAUAUCGCAGAAGCUUCUGCGCGUGUUAUGAACCACUCGGAGAUCACUUUCAAGGAAAUUGUUGAACCAUUGUUCGCGGUAAUCAAGGAAGGCGUCGAAGAAGGACACAAGAGUGAAUUCGUUGGUCGUUUACUCCUCAUUUUUCUUGGGUUCAUAGUACUCAAACAAUAUUCUCACAUCAUUAAAAGCAUUAAUCAUAGCUUCUUGGAAGGUCAAAUUAAUGAAGACAAGUUUAAAGAAAUUCGUGUGUUUUUUUGCACACAUUUUAUUGCAAUGGAGCGAGAUUUUCAUAAGAAGAUUUGUCCUUUUACUUUGAUCACUGUCUAUAGUUUAAUUGUCCUUCGAUUCGCUUAUUGUACUUAA